CCUAAGGAAAGUCCAAACGCGGCCUAUUGGUAUCUAUUUCUUCCCGAUUCCCACAAUGCCCUGUCAAAACCCUAGCCCGAAAAUCUCGCCGGAUUCACACCGUUCGGCUCUUUGUGGUAUUCUUUCUACUCUUUAUUUCUGCUGUUACAACUUAUUUUUGCGAAUCCGCUGUGCUCGAGUUGAAGACAGUGCAGCACACUCCGCCGCACUUUGCGUUCUAGAUUCCAAGCUCUGGGACUUACCUUCCGCCCCACUGAAGCCUCUCGCAAAACCGCACCCGUCAAAAGAAGUGAUUUUUGGCAUUGAUUCUCUCCUCGAUAAGCUUGAUCUUACCACAUUUGAUGUCGACUCAGCUCUCUCUCAAAUCUCUUCUCAACUCGGAAGGGCAACUCCAAUCUCCAGAGACUGGUCCGUGUUGAAAUAUGUCGAAGAAGCCGAUUUCGGACCUGACUCGCCCAUUAAAACACUCUUUAUUGUCGGAAAACUCAUACAUGAAGAUGAAGAUUUAUCUGACUCGUGUAAAUUUAUAUCAAAAGAAAGUGCUGCUAAAAUUCAUUUGCAGUCAACGCCGGGUGGCGAUCGUAUCGGACUUCUUACAAUCAUUGGACUUCUUCAUCGCGACGACAAAUCCCAAAAGCCGCUGCUGCCUCGAUCCUUCCUCAACCAUUCAAUUCAAGAGUACCCUUUAGGCCUCAUUGUUGCACCAAUGAAAAGUAGAACACAAAAACCAUUUUCAACAACAAAUCUAGUUCUCAUUGUAGCAGAGGAUGAAACUAUUGAAUCUGAAACUAAUGAAUCUGCCAUUUUUAAACAUGGAGAAGCUCUUCUAGUGGAUCCUGGAUGCUCUGUUCAACAGCACUCUGAUCUUGAAGAUCUCAUUAAUGCUCUCCCCAGAAAACUUCUUGUUUUUCUCACCCAUCAUCACUACGAUCACAUUGAUGGUCUUUCCGUCAUCGAUAAAUGCAACCCCGAUGCCAUUUUGUUAGCUCAUCCGAAUACGCUGCGACGAAUCAAUACUACAAGUUGGUCUCACGAGUCUCUCCCAAUUUCCGGCGGCGAGACAUUACAGAUCGGUAGACAGAAACUAGAAAUUGUGUUUGCACCCGGACACACCGACGGCCACGCUGCUCUUCUCCAUCUGAAUUCAAACUCUCUCAUCGUCGGCGAUCACUGUGUCGGUCACGGGAGCGCUGUUCUUGACAUAACGAGCGGCGGAAAUAUGAAGGAUUAUUUUGAAACAACUUAUAAUUUUUUGGAUCUAAAACCAAAUGUUUUGAUUCCUAUGCAUGGGAGAGUAAAUUUGUGGCCUCAAAAUAUGCUGUGUGGGUAUCUGAAGCAUAGAAGGGAGAGAGAAUUGAGAAUUCUGAAAGCUAUUGAAGAUGGGGCAGAAACUCUAUUUGAUAUCGUUGCCAAAGUUUAUGCAGAUGUAAGCAGAAGUUUGUGGCUUGCUGCUUCAUCAAAUGUCAAGCUUCAUGUUGAUCAUUUGGCUUAUCAGAAUAUGUUGCCAAAGGGUUUUAGUUUGGAGAAUUUUAAUAAUAGCUAUGAUGAUUUUUUAAAAAAGAUUUCUAGUUUGUGAGCUUUAGGAAUUAGAAUUAUAUUUGGUGCGAGUUGUAUUGGAUUUGAAAAAUAAAGUAAGAUUUAUAUACAUACCACUCAA
Molecule: messenger RNA, 1657 nt
Organism: Phalaenopsis equestris
Lineage: Eukaryota; Viridiplantae; Streptophyta; Magnoliopsida; Asparagales; Orchidaceae
Exons: 3
Coding region: 56-1576 (506 amino acids)
Cellular component (GO): plastid
Source: RefSeq, a predicted model, not a curated record